Molecule: messenger RNA, 5057 nt
Organism: Ailuropoda melanoleuca (giant panda)
Lineage: Eukaryota; Metazoa; Chordata; Mammalia; Carnivora; Ursidae
Gene: A2ML1
Product: alpha-2-macroglobulin like 1
Cellular component (GO): extracellular region
Molecular function (GO): endopeptidase inhibitor activity
Source: RefSeq, a predicted model, not a curated record
CAGACUUCUGGUUCCUGCUCUUGAGGAAUCUCACCCACAAGGAUGUGGGCUCAACUCCUUCUAGGAAUAGUGACCCUAUCACCAGCCAUUGCAGAGAAACAUCUCCCAAACUACCUGGUGACAGUACCAGCCCAGCUUAACUUCCCCUCUACCCAGAAAGUUUGUUUGGAUCUGAGCCCCGGGUCCCAUGAUGUAAAAUUCACUAUUACUCUGGAGACGAAGGACAAGACCCAGAAGUUGCUAGAAACCUCUGGAUCGAAGAAGAGGCACUUACAGUGCAUCUCCUUUCUGGUACCACCUCCUGCUGGUGGCACAGAAGUGGCUACAGUCUGGGUGUCAGUGACUGGAAAUAAUAGCUUUGAGGAGAAGAAAAAGGUUCUAAUUCAGAGACAGGGGAAUGGCGUCAUUAUACAAACUGACAAACCUAUCUACAACCCAGGGCAGGAAGUGCACUUCCGCAUUGUCACCCUGAACAGCAGCUUUGUCCCGGUGAAUGACAAGUACUCCACGGUGGGGCUGCAGGAUCCAAAUAACAACAGGAUUGCACAGUGGCUGGAAGUGGUGCCUGAGCAAGGCAUUGUAGACCUAUCCUUCCAGCUGGCUCCAGAGGCAACACUGGGAACCUAUACAGUAGCAGUGGCCGGGGGCACGACCUUUGGCACCUUCAGUGUGGAAGAAUAUGUGUUGCCUAAGUUCAAGGUGGACGUGGUGGAACCCAAGCAGUUAUCAACAGUGGAGGAAUCCUUCUUAGUGAAAGUCUGUUGUAGGUACACCUAUGGAAAGCCCAUGCUAGGGGCAGCACAGGUAUCAGUGUGUCAAAAGGCAUAUAGUUACCAUUUUCCAGAAGGAGAACGGGAACAGCUACCUGACAAGUGCAGGAACCUUUCUGGACAGACUGACAAAGCAGGAUGCUUCUCUGCUUCUGUGGACAUGUCCACCUUCAACCUCACUGGUUACAUGUACAGCCGCACCAUCAAUAUUGUGGCUACUGUGAUGGAGGAAGGAACAGGUGUAGAGGCCAAUACCACUCAGGAUAUCGACAUUUCUUCACAAGUAGGAUCGAUAACCUUUGAAGACACCAAAAAUUUUUAUUACCCCAAUUUCCCCUUCAGUGGGAAGAUAAGAGUUAGGGGCCAUGAUGGCUCCUUUCUCAAGAAUCAUUCAGUAUUUCUGGUGAUUUACGGCAUAAAUGGAACCAUCAACCAGACUCUAACUACUGACAACGAUGGCCUUGCUCCCUUUAAGCUGGAUACAGUUAAUUGGAAUGGGAGAGAUAUUUCUCUGGAGGGCAGAUUCCAAAUGGAAGAUUCGGUAUAUAAUCCAGGACAGAGGCCUCGUUACUACAGCAAUGGCUAUCUGCACCUGCAGUCCUUCUACAACACAACUCGGAGCUUCCUUGGUAUCCAGCCACUACAUGGAAUCUUGGCGUGUGGCAAGCCCCAGGAAGUGCUGGUGGAUUAUUACAUUGAUCCAGCGGAUGCAAACCCUGACCAGGAAGUCAUCUUCUCCUACUAUUUAAUAGGGAAAGGGCAUUUGGAGAUGGAGGGACAGAAGCACCUGAACUUUGAGAAGGAAGGAACUAAAGGCUCCUUUUCCCUCUCACUGACCUUCACUUCCAGACUAGCCCCUGAUCCUUCCCUGGUGGUCUAUGCCAUUUUUCCGAGCGGAGGCAUUAUAGCUGACAAAGUUCAGUUCUCAGUGGAAAUGUGUUUUGACAAUCAGGUUUCCCUUGGCUUCUCACCUUCCCAGCAGCUUCCAGGAGCAAAUGUGGAACUACAGCUACAGGCAGCUCCUGGGUCCCUGUGUGCAGUCCGGGCUGUGGAUGAGAGUGUCUUACUACUUAGGCCAGAGACAGAGCUGAGCAACCAUUCCGUCUAUAGGAUGUUCUCAGUCUGGUAUGGUCAUUACCCUUAUCAGGUGGCUGAAUAUGAUGAGUGUCCAAUGUCUGGCUCCUGGGACACUCCUCAGCCCCUCUCAAUUAUGUGGAGGCCUUGGUUCUCUGAAGACAUGGACCUCUUCCAUUUUUUCCAGGGCAUGGGCCUGAAAAUACUGUCCAAUGCCAAAAUUAAGAAGCCAGUAGAUUGCAGUCACCAGUCUCUAAGAUACAGCACUGCAAUGGCUGGAGUACAUUAUGGCGCUGUUGACAUGGGAUCUGAGUCAUCAUCGUCUUCGUCACUUCAGUCAAAGGACCCUCAGGUCCGCCAGUACUUCCCGGAGACUUGGCUCUGGGAUCUGUUUCCUAUUGGUUACUCCGGGAAGGAGGCUGUCCAUGUCACGGUUCCUGAUACCAUCACCGAGUGGAAGGCCAUGACUUUUUGUACCUCCCAGUCCAGCGGCUUUGGUCUUUCACCUACUGUAGGACUGACUGCUUUCAAACCAUUCUUUGUUGAACUGACUCUCCCUUACUCAGUAGUUCGCAGGGAAUCCUUUCGCCUUACUGCCACCAUCUUCAAUUAUCUGAAGGACUGCAUCAGGGUUCAGACUAACCUGGGUACAUCAGAUAAGUACCAGGUGGAAUCGUGGGCAGAUUCUCAGGGCUCCAGCUGUCUCUGUGCUGAUGAAGCAAAAAGCUAUCACUGGAACAUCACCGCUGUCAAAUUGGGUCUUGUGAACUUUACUGUCACUACUACGAUUCUGGACAGCAAUGAACUCUGUGGGGGGCAGAAGGGGUUCCUUCCAGCAGAGGGCCAGAGUGACACACUCAUCAAACCAGUUCUGGUCAAGCCUGAGGGAGUCCUUGUGGAGAAGACAUACAGCUCAUUGCUUUGCCCAAAAGGACAAGUGGCUUCAGAAUCCAUCUCCCUGGAGCUCCCUGUGGAUGUUGUUCCUGACUCAAGCAAGGCUUAUGUUAUGGUUCUGGGAGACAUUAUGGGCACAGCCCUACAGAACCUAGACAAUCUGGUACAGAUGCCAAGCGGUUGUGGGGAGCAGAACAUGGUCUUGUUUGCUCCCAUAAUCUACGUCUUGCAGUAUCUGGGGAAGGCAAGGCUGCUGACUGAAGAAAUCAGGUCUCGGGCAGUGGGUUUCCUGAAGCUAGGGUACCAGAAGGAGCUAAUGUACAAACACAGCAAUGGCUCAUACAGUGCCUUUGGGGAGCAGGAUGGAGAUGGAAACACAUGGCUGACAGCGUUUGUCACCAAAUGCUUUGGCCAAGCUCAAGAAUUCAUCUUCAUUGAUGACAAUAAUAUCCAGGACGCUCUCAAGUGGAUGGCAGGAAACCAGCUCCCCAGCGGUUGCUACGCCAACGUGGGAAGGCUCAUUCACACAGCUAUGAAGGGCGGCGUUGAUGAUGAGACUUCCCAUGCGUACAUCACAGCUGCAUUGCUGGAGAUGGGAAGGACCACACAUGACCCGAUGGUGAGUCAGGGUCUGCAGUGCCUCAGGGGCUCGGUUCCCUCCACCACCAUCUACACACAGGCCCUCCUGGCUUAUACUUUCUCUCUGGCUGGGGAGAUGGACGUCAGAAACACUCUUCUUGAAAAGUUAGACCAGCAGGCUAUCAGCUCAGGAGAGUCCAUUCACUGGAGCUCAAAGCCUAGUCCAUCACUGGAUGGCAGACCUUGGUCUCAGCCUGAGGCUGUAGAUGUGGAACUUACAGCAUAUGUAUUACUGGCCCAGCUUAGCAAAGCCAGCCUGACUCAAAAGGAGAUCGCCAAGGCCACUGCCAUAGUGGCUUGGUUGGCCAAGCAACGUAAUGCAUAUGGGGGCUUCUCUUCUACUCAGGAUACUGUGGUUGCCCUCCAAGCUCUUGCCAAAUACGCCGCUACUGCCUAUGUGUCAUCUGAGGAAGUCAACCUGGCUUUAAAAUCCGCUGAGGAUUUCCAGCACACUUUCCACGUUCAGGCUGCCAACCGGUUGGUACUUCAGCGGGAGACCCUGCCCAAUGUCCCUGGGGUGUACACCUUGGAGGCCUCAGGCCAGGGCUGCGUCUAUGUGCAGACGGUGCUGAAAUACCAUAUUCCCCCUCCUAAAUUUGCGGACACCUUUAGUCUUAGUGUGGAAGUGGGAAAAGCUAGAUGUGAGCAAGGUACUUCACCUCGAUCCUUGACGCUCACUGUCCAUACCAGUUAUGUGGGGAGUCGCAGCUCUUCCAAUAUGGCCAUUGUAGAAGUGAAGAUGCUUUCCGGGUUCGGUCCCAUGGAGGGCACCAGUCAGUUUCUUCUCCAGCAACGUCUGGUGAAGAAGGUCGAAUCUGGAACUGACAUACUGAACAUCUACUUGGAAGAGCUGAGUAAGAAGACUCAGACCUAUACCUUCACCAUCAGCCAAAGUGUGUUGGUCACUAACCUGAAACGAGCAACCAUCACGGUCUAUGACUACUACCUCCAGAUGAACGGGCAACAAUUCAGUACUCUGACCCCUGUGAAUGAGGUAAAGGAUAGAAGUUGGAAAGAGACUAAUUUAAAUCCUCUGUGACAUCACCGGACAGCAUUCUUCUGCCUCUUAAAGCAAAACGCAUUCAAUCGAAUAAUGUGAUUUGUCUGACUGACUAGUGAGUGAGUAACAGAUAAGCAGGCUUGAACCUCAGCUACUUUCUACUGCGUCACAGGUGCACAGAUGCGGGAACAAAGGGCUGUGGAUGGGGUAGGAAUAAUCACACAAAGAAGGAAUUACAUGGAAAAGACAACCGGAGAGGGGAUGUGGUUUAGCCAUGUGCGGGACUCUCCAGAGAGGGUGAUCCAGGGACGAGAAAAAUGUCUUCCUGGAGGUUAAAUCUAAGGGAAGGUGUAAUUCAGGGCUUUGGGAAUAGAUUUUAAAAAAAUUUUUUUCUUUGAAAAAAAAAUCUGUGUCCUUGGCUCUGUGCAUAUUUCUGUAGAAACCAGGGGUUCUGUUUAAAGAUGGUGAUCAUCCUUUAACCCAAACUGAUAUUUUGGCUUCUUCAUUAAAGCUUUUGACCCAGACACGUCGGAGAGUCGUACUGCAGAUUCAGGGAGGGGUCAGAGUAGAGAACCCUAAUUAAGGGACUGACUGUGUUCGGCCCUCCAGCACUGCAGGGCCAAACAGUGAUUGAUAACAAGAAGAGUGGCUUACCAGGAUUCCCCAUCUCUGCCUUUCUC